CGGUGGCUGCGGUGACUCGCACCUCCCAGAGGGGCUCUCCGAUUCCUGGCAGGGUCAGCCCGGCGCUGGAUCGUGGAGCCCCGCACGACUCCCUCUGGCCGUUGACCGGGACUCCGCGUCCCAGAGUUGCAAGCAACUUUCCCUUCUGCUGACGCCGCUGUGGUGGCUCGGGGGCUCCGCAGCUCCAGCCACGCUCCCCGCACCCAAGCUCCGAUCGCGCUUAGGUCUCUCCGUCCAGGGCUGCACGCUGGGGGUCCCCGACCUCCCCUCCGCGGGCGAGAUGCCCCUGGGACACAUCAUGAGGCUGGAUCUGGAGAAAAUCGCCCUGGAGUACAUCGUGCCGUGCCUGCACGAGGUCGGCUUCUGCUACCUGGACAACUUCCUGGGCGAGGUGGUGGGUGACUGCGUCCUGGAGCGCGUCAAGCAGCUGCACUGCAACGGCGCCCUGCGCGACGGCCAGCUGGCGGGGCCCCGCGCCGGGGUCUCCAAGCGGCACCUGCGCGGCGACCAGAUCACGUGGAUCGGGGGCAACGAAGAGGGCUGCGAGGCCAUCAGCUUCCUCCUGUCCCUCAUCGACAGGCUGGUCCUGUACUGCGGAAGCCGCCUGGGCAAAUACUAUGUCAAGGAGAGGUCCAAGGCGAUGGUGGCUUGCUACCCGGGCAAUGGAACAGGUUAUGUUCGCCAUGUGGACAACCCCAACGGUGACGGCCGCUGUAUCACCUGCAUCUACUAUCUGAACAAGAAUUGGGAUGCUAAGCUGCACGGUGGGAUCCUACGGAUAUUUCCAGAAGGAAAAUCUUUCAUAGCUGACAUAGAGCCCAUCUUUGACAGACUCCUCUUCUUCUGGUCAGACCGCCGGAACCCACAUGAAGUUCAGCCUUCUUACGCAACCAGAUACGCCAUGACGGUUUGGUACUUUGAUGCUGAAGAAAGGGCAGAAGCCAAAAAGAAGUUCAAGAACUUAACCAGGACAGCGGAAUCCGCCCUUGCUGAGGACUGACUGGCGCGGAAAUCUGCUGACAUCGUUCAUUGUUGUGAUAGUUCCUGAGCUCUUCGGAAGAGCCGAUCCAAAGAUGGCCUCUCUCGUAACUCAUGACGAGAACCUCUCCCAGCUGCUGGAAUGCCUCCCACGGUUCACACCCCUGUCUUGUGUGUGGUACUUGGUGUCUUCUCGCCAAGACUUCAUUGGCCUUCAGACACCGUCUUUGCCAACUUUUUUGCUAACUCCAGAAAUACUUUGCUAACUCCAGCAGACAACCUUGCUGAUAGAUUUUGGCACCACUGGCUGUCAAGAUGCAAGCGUGACGGACAGGGGAGGGUUGGAGCUCACUUGCACUUUAUGUUCACUUUUGGAUGUGAAAAGAGAUUAGUGAAAGAAGGGGGGUGGGAUAUGACCGAUGCCACGGAGAGGCACCAUUGAAGCCUCAACAGCCGGAAGAAACAGAACUGUGCGCCGUCUGAACACUCUCCAGAUGUUCUUAAUCCAGGGCUGUUAGGCUUCUGGGUGAUGCUCACAGCCUAAGGAUAGCAUCUCCUCGGGAAAGGGCUGCUGCCACAGUCGUCACCCUGGAAGUGUCGUAUGGGACAGUCACUCCUUUUUCUGAUCCUAUAGCCUGGACUUUCUGCCGCUGGCCAUUUUCCUGAAAAUGGAGUUUGCUGGGGGGGAGGGGGGGGAGAACAUCAUUUAUCUUGUUUUCAUUUUUGAAUCUGGAAAUCUUGAGCCUAAAGCUAGGCAUUAAUUGUUGGGGUUGCUUUUUUCUUGUUGCAAUGGAAUUUGAAUUUCAAUCAAAGGGGGGGAAACAUCUCCUCAGUAGUCUUAGGGUCAGCUUCUGAUAACGGUGUAAAAAACCUUUGUCUAGUGAUCUCCAUUAAACGUGCGUGCAUCUGGAACAAUUGA
Echinops telfairi (small Madagascar hedgehog) is the source of this 1897-nucleotide messenger RNA. RefSeq names its product egl-9 family hypoxia inducible factor 3 (gene EGLN3). Gene Ontology annotation, molecular function: peptidyl-proline 4-dioxygenase activity; L-ascorbic acid binding; ferrous iron binding. The coding region runs from base 281 to 1000 and encodes 239 amino acids. Gene Ontology annotation, cellular component: cytoplasm; nucleus. The record is from RefSeq and is a predicted model, not a curated record. NCBI's taxonomy places the organism in Eukaryota, Metazoa, Chordata, Mammalia, Afrosoricida, Tenrecidae. Gene Ontology annotation, biological process: peptidyl-proline hydroxylation to 4-hydroxy-L-proline; cellular response to hypoxia. The transcript is spliced from 5 exons.